AUGUCCCCGACUGCUCUUCACGUCAACGGUCACCACGACUCGUUUGCCCUCCCUAACGGGUCGGCCGACCAGUCCAAGGUGCACCCGAGUGCCCGCCGUGCUCCUGCCGGCGGCCUCAUCAAGGUCGAGUCGGACUCUACUUCCUACGUGGAUGGUGGCAUCAAGGCUAGGUUCACCGACCGUGGCGCGGACGUGGUCAAGACCGCGGAUGGGAAGUUGACGGUCAAGAAGACCGAGAAGAACUUUGAGUUCUUCACCAAGAGCACCGUCGGCCGCGUCGGCCUCAUGCUCGUUGGCAUUGGCGGCAACAACGGUACGACCGUCGUGGCCACCAACCUCGCCAACAAGCACGGUAUCUCGUGGCACACGAAGAACGGCGAGCAGCAGCCCAACUACAUUGGCUCGCUCGUCCGUGCUUCGACCGUGUCGCUUGGUGUCGACCCCGAGACCGGCAAGCAGGUCCACGUCCCCAUCUCGGACAUGCUCCCCAUGGUCCACCCCAACGACUUUGUCAUUGGUGGUUGGGACAUUUCGGGUGUUGCCCUUGACAAGGCCAUGGCUCGCGGCAAGGUUCUCGACUAUGACCUCCAGCGUCAGCUUGUCCCCUACAUGGAGGGCAUGAAGCCCCUCCCGUCCAUCUACUACCCGGACUUUAUUGCCGCCAACCAGGCCGACCGCGCCGACAACCUCAUCCCUGGCGACGACAAGCUCGCUCACCUCGAGCAGAUCCGCAAGGACAUUCGUGACUUCAAGGAGGCCAACCAGCUCGACAACGUUGUUGUCCUCUGGACCGCCAACACUGAGCGUUACGCCGACAUUAUUCCCGGCGUCAACGACACGGCCGAGAACCUCCUCAACGCCAUCAAGAACUCGCACGAGGAGGUUUCGCCCUCGACCAUCUUUGCCGUCGCUACCAUCCUUGAGGGCUACCCCUUCAUCAACGGCUCGCCCCAGAACACCUUUGUUCCCGGCUGCAUUGAGCUCGCCGAGCAGCACAAGGCCUUCAUCGGUGGUGACGACUUCAAGUCGGGCCAGACCAAGGUCAAGUCGGUCCUUGCCGAGUUCCUCGUCAACGCCGGUAUCAAGCCCCUCUCGAUCUCGUCGUACAACCACCUGGGCAACAACGACGGCAAGAACCUCUCGUCGGCCAGGCAGUUCCGCUCCAAGGAGAUUUCCAAGUCGUCGGUCGUCGACGACAUGGUCGCUGCCAACCCCGUCCUCUUCAAGACCGCCGCCGACCUCUCGGCUGAGACUGGCGAGGUUGUCAAGAAGGGCGAGCACCCCGACCACAUUGUCGUCAUCAAGCACGUCCCCGCUGUCGGUGACUCGAAGCGCGCCAUUGACGAGUACUACUCGGAGCUCCUCAUGGGCGGCCGCAACGUCAUGAACAUCUUCAACGAGUGCGAGGACUCGCUCCUUGCCACGCCGCUCAUCUUCGACCUGGCCAUCCUUGCCGACCUUCUCACCCGCGUCACCUACCGCGAGGUCCCCAAGGAGGGCGAGGCCCCCGAGUUCCAGCCCCUGUACUCGGUCCUCUCGCUCCUCAGCUACAUGCUCAAGGCCCCCCUCGUCAAGCCUGGCACCGACGUCGUCAACUCGCUCAACCGCCAGCGCAACGGCCUCGACCAGUUCCUCAAGGCCUGCCUUGGUCUCGAGCACUCGGCCGACCUCCUCCUUGACACUCGUGUCUGGUAG
Messenger RNA from Apiotrichum porosum, 1695 nucleotides. It is a transcript of the gene INO1, whose product is annotated as Myo-inositol-1-phosphate synthase. Gene Ontology annotation, cellular component: cytoplasm. The transcript is spliced from 3 exons. Gene Ontology annotation, biological process: inositol biosynthetic process; phospholipid biosynthetic process. The record is from RefSeq and is a predicted model, not a curated record. Bases 1 to 1695 code for a protein of 564 amino acids. Lineage: Eukaryota; Fungi; Basidiomycota; Tremellomycetes; Trichosporonales; Trichosporonaceae. Gene Ontology annotation, molecular function: inositol-3-phosphate synthase activity.